AUGGCCCCCGCUGCUACCUCCUCUCUCCCAACUGCCCCGCACAACCUCACCGGGCCCAUCUCACGGGAGAUCUUCCCCGAUGGCCUGAAGACCACCGGCCAACAUGCCCCGCUUUACGACCACAUCCUCCCCUUCGACAAGUUCCCUAAGCAGGUCACUGGCCCGACUGUCUGGAAGGCCGAGGACUAUCGCGAAACUCCCGAAAAAUGGACACACACUUUCACUCAGGACCAGAUCGAUGAGCUGAGCGCAGCAUCGGAUGCUUUCCUCGCAUCCAAGACCCCGCUGACCGGAAUCUCAAAGGCGAGUGACGAAAUAAGCAACUUCGAGCUUCCCAAGCUGGCCGCCUACUUGCACGACCUGCGCGCAGAUCUCAUUGACGGCAAGGGCUUCAUCCUCUUCAAGGGCUUCCCCGUCGAGAAAUGGGGCAACCACAAGUCCGCCAUCGCAUACAUGGGUCUCGGCACAUACUUGGGCUACUUCGUCAGCCAGAACAGCCGCGGUCAUGUCCUCGGUCACGUCAAGGAUCUCGGCGAGGAUUCUACCCAGAUCGACAAAGUGCGCAUCUACCGCACGAACGCUCGCCAAUACUUCCACGCCGACGACUCCGACAUCGUCGGCCUCCUCUGCAUCGCCAAGGCCCUCGAAGGCGGCGAAUCAGACAUCGUCUCUUCCCACCACGUCUACAACACCCUCGCCGCUGAACGUCCUGAUGUCCUCAAGACUCUCACCGAGCCAAUCUGGUACUUCGACCGCAAGGGCGAGACCAGCAAGAACCAGGAAGAAUACAUCCGCACCAGCGUCAUCUACCUCGAGCGUGGCGAGAAUGGCCGCGUGUACACCAAGUGGGACCCAUACUACGUUCGUUCUCUGAGCCGUUUCAGCGACGCAGGUAUCAUCCCCGCCUUGUCCGAUGCACAGCAGGAGGCCCUGCAGGUCCUAGAAGAUACCUGCAUGCGUCUGUCCCUCCACAUGAUCCUGGAUAUCGGUGAUAUCCAGUUCCUGUCCAAUGCACACAUCCUGCAUGCCCGCACUGCCUACAGGGACCACGCGCCCCCCGCUCCCCGUCGCCAUCUGAUGCGCCUUUGGCUCGCAACGCCCGAGGAGGAGGGUGGCUGGAAGUUGCCCUUCUGGGAUAGCAAUGAGAAGAAGCGAGGUGGUAUUCAGGUCGAUGAUCAAGCUCCCGUUGCUCUUCUGGAUGCCGAAUAA
Molecule: messenger RNA, 1209 nt
Organism: Penicillium paradoxum
Lineage: Eukaryota; Fungi; Ascomycota; Eurotiomycetes; Eurotiales; Aspergillaceae
Product: TauD/TfdA family dioxygenase
Exons: 4
Coding region: 1-1209 (402 amino acids)
Molecular function (GO): oxidoreductase activity
Source: RefSeq, a predicted model, not a curated record